AGUGAAACAAAGUGCUCAGGAAGUGACUGAUGAAGUUGCUGCUUCUUGCGCUGCUUCCAUUGACAGAAGCUCUGGUAGAACCAAACAUUAAAGAAAUUUCCAGGAGCUCUCAGCAGCUUCCUUUUCUCUCGCAUCACAACAACUCUAACAGAGUAUGCCCUGGGCACUGCGAUAGCGGGUGGAAUUACUUCAAAGAUACAGAUUCUUGCUAUAAGACUUUCUACUGGAGUAGCUUCAACGAUGCCGAAAGUCUGUGCAAGAUCCUUGGAGCACAUUUAACGUCAAUUCAUAGCUGGAAUGAGAAUGCUUUUGUAGCAGACUUGGCAAAGACGGGUCUAAAUUGGAGCAAUAAGAACCAUUUGACAUGGAUAGGUUUGAGACGGGCUGAUUAUGUGAACGGCUUGGAAUGGUUCUGGACUGACGGCUCGAGCGUUGACUUCUUGGCCUGGGCUCCGAAUGAGCCCGAUAAUUCUCUUGGAAAAGAGCGUUGCGUUCAGUUGUACUCUGACUCUAAUCCUGGAAGGGAACAUGCUUUAAUGCACCAGAAGUGGAACGAUUACAUUUGUACAGAGAUCAUGAGAUCGUUUGUAUGCAAGAAACCGGCUUUGCACUGAAAGCGAUCUUCAAAAGUUCUAUUGAUGAUUGACAUUUCACAACCAAGUCAAUGAAUUCUGUUCUGUUCUUGAAACUUUUGCUCAACGUUUUACAGCAACUAAAUAAAAGUUAAGAAGAUCG
Messenger RNA from Cylicocyclus nassatus, 735 nucleotides. Lineage: Eukaryota; Metazoa; Nematoda; Chromadorea; Rhabditida; Strongylidae. The record is from the annotation of a GenBank genome assembly.